GCGGCUGUGAGGGGUUGCGCGAGCCAGGGCUCCGCCCCCUCGCCGCCCGCCAGAGGGUGGCUGAGGAGGCAGCGGGAGGGGAUGGUGCGUCUGGCGGAGGCGGUGGCGGGCGCCGCUGCUUCGGCUCCUCCAUCCCCCCCGCCGUCGCCAUGGGUGUGAGUAGGGUCCCCCGACCCACGCAGAUAUGAGGUACUGCCCGGCGCCGGGAGGAGACGGGUAGAAGGAGGGGCAUCUAUUAACAAGUUCAAAGUGACAGAACCAUGGCUCAGUUUCCAACACCUUUUGGGGGCAACCUGGAUAUCUGGGCUAUUACUGUGGAGGAGAGAGCUAAACAUGAUCAACAGUUCCAUAGUCUGAAACCAACAUCUGGAUUUAUCACUGGUGAUCAAGCUAGAAACUUUUUUUUUCAAUCUGGGUUACCUCAACCGGUGUUAGCACAGAUAUGGGCUCUAGCUGACAUGAACAAUGAUGGGAGGAUGGAUCAGCUGGAGUUUUCAAUAGCUAUGAAACUUAUAAAAUUAAAAUUACAAGGUUAUCAACUCCCAUCUGCACUGCCUCCUGUCAUGAAGCAGCCACCUAUUGCUCUGCCUAGUGCACCAGGAUUUGGUAUUGGGGGUAUUGCCAGCAUGCCAUCUCUUACAACUGUUGCCCCAGUGCCAAUGGCAUCUAUUCCAGUAGUAGGAAUGUCUCCACCAUUAGUAUCUUCUGUUCCUGCAGCAGCAGUACCUCCCCUGGCUAAUGGAGCUCCUGCUGUUAUACAGCCUCUGCCUGCUUUUGCUCAUCCUGCCACAUUGCCAAAGAGUUCUUCCUUUAGUAGAUCUGGUCCAGGAUCGCAGCUAAACGCAAAACUGCAAAAGGCACAAUCGUUUGAUGUGGCUAGUGUGCCUCCUGUGGCAGAGUGGGCUGUACCUCAGUCAUCAAGACUGAAGUACAGACAGCUGUUCAAUAGCCAUGAUAAAACAAUGAGUGGACACUUAACAGGUCCACAAGCAAGAACUAUUCUUAUGCAGUCAAGUUUACCCCAGGCUCAGCUGGCUACAAUAUGGAAUCUUUCUGAUAUCGAUCAAGAUGGAAAACUUACAGCUGAAGAGUUUAUUCUGGCUAUGCAUUUAAUUGAUGUAGCUAUGUCUGGUCAGCCACUGCCACCUGUACUGCCUCCAGAGUAUAUUCCGCCUUCGUUUAGGAGAGUACGCUCUGGUAGUGGCAUAUCUGCUGUAAGUUCAGUAUCUGUAGACCAAAGGUUACCAGAAGAACCAGCAUUAGAAGAAGAACAGCAGCAACUGGAAAAGAAAUUACCAAUUACAUUUGAAGACAAAAAACGGGAGAACUUUGAACGUGGCAAUCUAGAACUUGAAAAACGGAGGCAGGCUCUUCUGGAGCAGCAACGCAAAGAACAAGAGCGUCUAGCACAGCUGGAACGGGCAGAGCAGGAAAGGAAAGAACGUGAGCGGCAGGAGCAAGAACGUAAAAGGCAACUGGAGUUAGAGAAACAGUUGGAAAAACAACGGGAAUUGGAACGGCAGAGAGAAGAGGAAAGGAGGAAAGAAAUAGAAAGAAGAGAGGCUGCAAAACGGGAACUGGAGAGGCAACGGCAACUUGAGUGGGAGCGUAAUCGUCGGCAAGAACUGCUAAAUCAAAGAAACAAAGAACAAGAGGACAUAGUUGUUCUGAAGGCAAAGAAAAAGACCUUAGAAUUUGAGCUGGAAGCUCUGAAUGAUAAAAAAAAUCAGUUGGAGGGAAAGCUUCAGGAUAUCAGAUGUCGGCUGUCUACCCAAAGACAAGAAAUUGAAAGUACAAAUAAAUCUAGAGAACUAAGAAUUGCAGAAAUCACCCAUUUGCAACAGCAGCUACAGGAAUCUCAGCAGAUGCUUGGAAGGUUGAUUCCAGAAAAGCAAUUGCUUAAUGACCAGCUAAAGCAAGUUCAACAGAACAGUUUGCACAGAGAUUCUCUUCUUACUAUCAAAAGAGCCUUAGAAGCCAAGGAACUAGCACGUCAACAGCUUCGAGACCAGCUAGAUGAAGUAGAAAAAGAAACCAGAUCUAAACUUCAGGAAAUCGAUAUUUUCAAUAAUCAACUGAAGGAGCUGAGAGAAAUACAUAACAAACAGCAACUACAGAAGCAAAAGAACUUGGAAGCUGAGAGGCUGAAACAGAAGGAACAAGAAAGGAAGACUGUAGAACUGGAAAAGCAAAAAGAAGCUCAAAGGCGAAUCCAGGAACGGGAUAAACAGCGGCUUGAUCGAGUGCAACCAGAAGAAGAACCUCAGUGGCCAAAAAAAAUUCAGGAAGAUGAAAAGCAAAAAAGGGAAGAAAUAACCAAGAAGAAGGAAAGUGAGGAUAAGGGGAAACAGGAAGUGCAAGAGAAACUGAGUAAACUUUUCCAACCACAUCAAGAGCCAACCAAGCCAGCUGUCCAGGCUCCUUGGUCAAAUGCAGAAAAAGCUCCUCUAACCAUUUCUGCUCAGGAAGAUGUAAAAAUAGUGUAUUAUAGAGCACUGUAUCCUUUUGAAUCAAGAAGCCACGAUGAAAUCACUAUUCAGCCUGGCGACAUAGUCAUGGUGGAUGAAAGCCAGACUGGAGAACCAGGGUGGCUUGGUGGAGAAUUGAAGGGGAAAACUGGAUGGUUCCCUGCAAACUAUGCAGAGAAAAUACCUGAAAAUGAAGUUCCAGCUUCUAUAAAGCCAGCAGUUGAGGCGGCUGCUGCACCUAAAGUUUCUGUGCAUGAAACCACUACAUCGCUAGGAACUCCUGCUUCUACGGAGUGUACUACAACUGCCAAUAACUGGGCAGACUUCAGUUCAACAUGGCCAACAAACACUAGUGAGAAACCGGAGACUGAUAACUGGGAUGCCUGGGCAGCUCAGCCAUCUUUGACUGUUCCCAGUGCAGGGCAGCUGCGGCAGCGAUCAGCCUUCACUCCUGCCACUGUUACAGGAUCAUCUCCCUCUCCUGUCUUGGGUCAGGGCGAAAAAGUGGAGGGGCUUCAAGCACAAGCUUUGUAUCCCUGGAGAGCAAAAAAAGACAACCACCUCAAUUUCAACAAAAAUGAUAUCAUCACAGUUUUGGAGCAGCAAGAUAUGUGGUGGUUUGGAGAGGUUCAAGGACAAAAGGGGUGGUUUCCUAAAUCAUAUGUGAAGCUUAUUUCAGGCCCCAUUAGGAAGUCAACGAGCAUGGAUUCUGGUUCCUCAGAAAGUCCUGCUAGUCUGAAAAGAGUAGCAUCACCAGCAACAAAAGCAACUAUGUCAGGUGAAGAGUAUAUUGCUAUGUAUACUUACGAGAGUUCUGAACAAGGAGACCUAACUUUUCAACAAGGUGAUAUGAUUCUUGUGACAAAGAAAGAUGGCGACUGGUGGACAGGAACACUGGGUGAUAAAUCAGGAGUUUUCCCGUCUAAUUAUGUGAGACUCAAAGAUUCUGAGGCUCCUGGAGCAGCUGGAAAAACGGGAAGCUUAGGGAAGAAACCUGAAAUAGCCCAAGUUAUCGCCUCUUACACAGCAACGGGUCCAGAACAGCUUACUCUUGCUCCUGGUCAGUUGAUUCUUAUCAGAAAGAAGAAUCCAGGUGGCUGGUGGGAAGGAGAGCUCCAAGCGCGAGGGAAAAAACGGCAGAUAGGAUGGUUCCCUGCUAAUUAUGUAAAACUUCUGAGUCCUGGUACCAGUAAAACUACACCAACCGAGCUACCUAAAUCAACAGCAUUACCUUCAGUGUGCCAAGUGAUUGGCAUGUAUGACUACACUGCACAGAAUGACGAUGAGCUAGCAUUCAAUAAAGGCCAGAUUAUAAACGUCCUUAACAAGGAAGACCCAGACUGGUGGAAAGGGGAGGUGAAUGGACAAGUGGGUCUCUUUCCAUCCAACUAUGUGAAGCUGACAACAGACAUGGACCCAAGCCAGCAAUGGUGUGCAGACUUGCAUCUUCUGGAUAUGUUGACACCUACUGAAAGAAAAAGGCAGGGAUACAUCCAUGAGCUCAUUGUCACAGAAGAGAACUAUGUAAAUGAUCUGCAGUUGGUCACAGAGAUCUUCCAGAAACCACUACUGGAAUCUGAGCUGCUAACAGAAAAAGAAGUUGCUAUGAUUUUUGUUAAUUGGAAGGAGCUGAUUAUGUGCAAUAUAAAACUACUGAAGGCUUUGCGUGUGCGUAAGAAGAUGUCUGGAGAGAAGAUGCCAGUGAAAAUGAUUGGUGACAUACUGACAGCUCAGCUGCCACACAUGCAGCCUUACAUUCGGUUCUGUAGCUGCCAGCUCAAUGGGGCCGCGCUCAUCCAGCAGAAGACAGAUGAAGUCCCCGAGUUCAAGGAGUUUGUUAAAAGGUUAGCAAUGGAUCCUCGCUGUAAAGGAAUGCCACUAUCAAGUUUUCUACUAAAGCCUAUGCAACGGGUAACAAGAUACCCACUAAUAAUUAAAAAUAUAAUAGAAAACACUCCUGAAAACCACCCAGACCACAGUCACUUGAAGCAUGCUCUUGAGAAAGCAGAAGAAUUAUGUUCUCAAGUAAAUGAAGGAGUGCGGGAGAAGGAAAAUUCAGAUAGGUUGGAGUGGAUCCAGGCUCAUGUUCAGUGUGAAGGCCUGUCGGAGCAACUCGUAUUUAAUUCUGUUACAAACUGCUUGGGACCACGCAAGUUUCUGCACAGUGGGAAACUCUAUAAAGCCAAGAGUAACAAGGAACUGUAUGGCUUUCUGUUCAACGAUUUCCUCCUCCUGACUCAGAUCAUAAAACCUCUUGGCUCUUCUGGCACAGACAAGGUCUUCAGCCCCAAGUCUAAUCUGCAAUACAAAAUGUACAAAACUCCAAUUUUUCUAAAUGAGGUACUAGUAAAAUUACCCACAGACCCUUCUGGAGAUGAGCCCAUCUUCCAUAUCUCCCACAUUGAUAGAGUCUAUACACUCCGGGCUGAAAGCAUUAAUGAAAGGACUGCCUGGGUUCAGAAGAUCAAAGCUGCUUCAGAACUUUACAUAGAGACUGAAAAGAAGAAGAGGGAAAAGGCCUACUUAGUUCGCUCGCAAAGAGCAACAGGCAUUGGGAGGUUGAUGGUGAAUAUUGUUGAAGGCAUUGAACUAAAACCGUGCAGGUCUCAUGGAAAGAGUAACCCAUACUGCGAGGUGACGAUGGGCUCUCAGUGCCACAUUACCAAGACGAUACAGGACACCCUCAAUCCGAAGUGGAACUCCAACUGCCAGUUCUUUAUCAAAGACCUUGAGCAGGACGUGCUCUGCAUUACAGUGUUCGAGAGGGACCAGUUCUCCCCAGAUGACUUUUUGGGCAGAACAGAGAUCCGUGUGGCAGACAUUAAGAAGGAUCAGGGUUCAAAGGGACCAGUUACAAAGUGUCUCCUUCUGCAUGAAGUCCCAACAGGAGAGAUAGUCGUCCGACUAGACCUGCAAUUGUUCGAUGAGCCUUAGAAGGAAAGGCACUGAUGUAUUAUUCUGGUCUGAGUUCACUGCAAUAGGUGCCUGCAGAAGCAAAAUCCUUAUUGGCGUGGUAUGAAACUACUGCUUGCCCUUCACACGUAAGAGGGUUAUCAAAGCAAACAGGAGCAUCUUUGUGCCUUGAUAAUUCUCACUGAAAAACGAAUCCCAAUUUAGUGAGGAGAUCUCUCUCGAUUCCUCUAUGUGGAACUUGAGGUUAGUUUCCUGGGUUUAUGAAGUAACCUAGUUGUUCGUUGUGCUCCAGCCUGAAAGGCUGGCAAACCACAUAGGUUGCUGUGCUCGCUCCAGUUACCCUACACUUUAAUUUACAUGAAGAAGGCAAUGUUGGUACGUUUUGGAGGCUUUCUGCAGGGUUUUCCCCCUUAAGGAAUUCUGUGCCUGUUGCUCAGCAAAGUAGCGUGUAAAUGUAAUGUGAAUGGAAGGAGCAGUUAUGCAGGAAGAAGAUCUCUGAAGAUCUUCAUGGUGGUACUGAAAAGACUUAGAAAAUAAAUAGUCUAUAUCUAUAAACAGAGAAGAUUCUAUUAACAUACCACUUCAUGAAUUAUGUUGCCCCUGAAAAUAAAUUAUGUACAGGCCUUCUGCACAGAGAUGAAUUGCACUCCAGAAAGUCUGCCCACUCGGUACUUUUGGAAGUUGUUGUUUUCUAUAGGACUGUAGUGUUCGAACAGUAAACAGAGGCUUAAAGAUAGAGCCCUGCUGAAUGUUGCGCUAUACCACUUCGAUACUACUGUACUACUGCUGCUUGACUGUGUGACCGCAGAUGAACGAUCUGUCACCUGCAGCGGGGAAGAAAAAAAAAAAAUCAUGGCUGUAGCUCAGGAAGCUAAUUUGUACCCCGCAGAGCCCAGUUUGCAAAGCAAUCAGUGGUGACCCGUUAUUAAAUUGUACCGUGCCUAACUGUGUUUAACAUCGUGUUACUGAAUUCAGGGCAGCAGCGUACUGUAGCCGAUGAAGGUGUUUGUGGCGAGCCGGGGUGGUCACCGUUUUGGUGGCAGCAGCGCCGGAUGCGACCAGAAACAGAGUGCAUGCGGUGGUGCAGAGUGGGUAACCCCAAAGUAAAAGCCUUGUCAUCCGGGGGAAUGCCAGGGCUUAUAGAUCCGUUUAACUCCACAAAUACGCACGUAUAGGCCCACAUCCAGAAAACUUUCCCUGUUUGGCAAAGCGCCCAGCUUUAAGCGUGCACUUACGUCUUGUUUCCCUUAAGCACAUGCGUAAGUGCUUUGCUGAGUCUGGGCCCGAGAGACAAUAGGCCCCUAAGAGGAAAAUUCCUCUUUGUUCUGCUCGGAUUCAUUUUGUUCGUGACCUAUCAUGCAUACACUGGUAUUUUUGUAAGGACUUUAUUUCCGAAUGGGAGGUGUCAGCCUGUUUCAUUAGCAUGUGAACGUUCUUGUGGAGCCUGUUGUUAGGUUUUGGUGUUCCUUGCAUGUCCUUUCAGUACUGGUUUCCACCUUUCCUGUAUAGGCGGUGUUCUCUAGCACUACAAGUCUUAUCGAUUUCCAUUAGGAAAUUAGGAUAUAUUCAUAACAGAUAGGUAGAUGCAGUAUGGUAAUAAGUGUAAACUGUGCUGGGAAUUGUCUGUGUAUUAUAAUUUCCUACAAGACCACUGUAAUGUUUCAAGCAAUGGGAAAAAAAAAAUGUAUGUUGGAGGGACGACAAAGUUUACAUUUCAUACUUUUCAGAAUCGCUUUAUUAUUUAUUUAUUGAAGAUAGUGUAGAAUUUUGUAUCAGAAAUUACAGACAUACUUAUGUAUUUUUUGAAACAAAACAGAGAUACACACUUUAGUUAGAAACUUUCAACUGACCACAUUUUAGAGGGAGUGUAACUUCCUAGGCAUGCAUUUGUUUACCACUAACUGGCUGAAAACACAAUUAAGAGAACGUUGAGUUUCUAUUUUUCAAUGUUGUUAAGAAAAUUGUUUCAAUUAAAAUAUGUAAAUAGUACUAAACCCAUGCUUUCCUAAUUCCAUAUUAAUACAUUUUAUUAAAUAUAAUGUAUAUGAAAUACACAUUGUUGUGGUAGGAUAAAAAAAGUGAUAAAAUCUAUUAAUGGAGUAACAUUAAAUGUCAUUGUCUAACCUUUUAUUGCUGUCCUAAUUUUACUCAGUAGCUGUAAAUAUGGUGAACAUUCAUUUCAGCGCUUAAAAAGUAGCAUCACUUUUUUAUGGUGUCAUUUCACCAGCAUGAAUUACAGUAACAACUAAAUAGACAAACAGGACAAAAAAAGACCGUGGGUGUAACGCAGAAAUCCUGGCCAGCUUUUUCAAGGGAGCCUCAAGGAGCUGCACCUUCCCCUGAGGCUCAAGGGGUGUGGGAAGCGGGGGACCCGUAGCUGCAGGGGCUCCUCUCAGAUUGCCACCCUUGUCAUGGGCAUGUACGACGGCACCAUUUUGGGGAACCGUAAAAGAGCUACUGAGCACCGUCCCAACCACCAUCACUUGUGAUUUCCCACUUACCCUCGAUGCACAGCAAUGUUUAACUCCAUUAAUGUCAACAGGAGUUAUGCAAACAUGAUGACGAUGAAAGGCUGGGGUUUGGCUCUCAGAUACCUAAUGAAUCCCUUGUAAUCAGUCUGAUCCUAAGGAGGAGGCUUGUCCUAAUCCCUGUGCAUCCAGGACAGAACAUACACCCUUAGAGCCAGCUGGCUGUGCAUCGGGACAUCGCUGCUUUCUCACUUGCUUGCCCUCAGUGCUCUGUAGCGCCGAGGCCUGUGCUAUUUGCAUUUGAGGCAUGAUUGGCACCGCUGGCUUCCCAAAUGACUGCUUUCACCAGCGUUAGCCAAAGGUUCUUAGAAACCCAUUGACUCCUGCCUGGUUUUCCCCGAUCAGGAAUGCCACAGCCUUGCAUGUCGCUUUGCAUUAACUCCAUGGCUGCGUGGGCUAUGGGUUUCUGCUUUUCUGCCUACUGUAGCUGCAUAUACCUCCUGCUCAUCCAGGACUUCACACUGUAAAAGCUAUAGGCUUUUACUGAAGAAGGAGACUCAAUAGCUGUAGCCCUACUAGUACUUUCAUAGAGAAAACUGCAAGCUCUCGUAGGCUUGUUUCAAUACCACCUGUGUUUGGAAGAGUUUGGGGAAGAGGGAGGCACGCAGCAGCAGCAACACCUAGGAAAUUACGUGUCUCUUCGUGUAUUUAGAAAGCCAGCUGGCAUUACCACGACAUAUGGAGGCCGAGCCAUCCUCUUACGAGUGCCACGAGCUGGCUGUUAGGCCAAACGCUGCUAGUCUGCGCUACCAGUAUUCAGUACCUGUAUUUAUGUAGACCCUAUUUUUCGGACACUGGUUAUUGAUCUCUGAAUAUCUUUGCAAAACAGCAUACCUUAGCUCACAGGUCCCUUUCCAGCCUCAUCGAGAUGGGUGUAAACUUUUCCUAAUGUUACGCAAAACAACCACAACAAAAUCAAAGCCCAGAUAAUACCUGAUCGUGUUUUGGAUUGAAAGAGCAAAUCCAUGCAGAUAAAACGUGGAGAUUGUAAACCUGUAUAUUGUGGAGUUAUGGGACAGGCUGUCAGCAUUUGCUUUGGUAAAAUUAAUCCUGGUAGAGAGAAGGAGUACAAGGUCUCUCUGUUAUUCAUCCUUAACAUGAGGCAGUGGUGAGAUUGAACCGGUACCUGGGCCAUGGGGACUGGCUCUCAAGAUGGGGUUUCAUUUCUACCUUUUAGCAGCCUCUACUUUAUGGGAGCCGACCAUUUGUUUAGAAGGAAUUUGUCAAACUCCUUGGCUGGCAAUCAAGCCUUUCUAAAAAUAGUACUGUGACUUUUUAAUGCAUCCACUGCCUUUAUUGAAACAGUGGUCUUGCAUUGGAUGAACUGGGAGUAAAAAAAAAAACCCUAAGAGAAGGAGCAAAAUCUGCAGCACUGAGAAAACAUGCAAUGGAAAGAGUUGCACAACUGGUUUGCUUUCUGAGCUGUAAUUCAGGGAAUUGUGUUCUUCUCUUGUACAUUUAUUUUAACAAGGGGAGUGGUAUUUCUUCCUAGUGCUUUCUUGGCUUUGAGUCUUUUAGUAGAACUGAGUUAAUGGGUCAGAAACUGGAAGGGAACAAUGCCGCUUUUAGAAGUUAUUAUUAACAUGACUUGAAAAAUCGGGGUACCUGGGGAUGGACAGAAUGUCAACAUUGUUGUGGCUGCAGACAGGACAGGAUACCUCAGAGAAAGGAAAGAAUCUUUUUGUCUUUUUUCAUUUUUUUUUGGGGGGGUGUGUUAGUUUAAAAUCAGAUUCACAGCAGAACGUCAAUUAACCCAGACCCCAAGCAUCCAUAACAAUAGUAAUAAUAAUAACAACAGUGAUUCAUUACACACCAUGUGUUUGUCCCCAGACUGGGAGAACCACAGUGGAUUCAGUGCAGCUCUGUAUUUAUGCAGGAGUUUGCAUGCACUUUUUUUAUAGAAGUGGAGCUUUUCAGCUUUUUUUAACAGCCCUUAUACUCACCUUUCCAGGAAUUACCUUCUGAGAUAUUCCUCUGAGGUGCUUAGGCACUGUGCUGUUUCAAGAUGCUUUCACGAGGACUUCAUGGGCUUAUAAACAUUGCUGUCAGGCUCUUUGCUUUCCUGGUGCCAUCCAGGCAGCUCUCACGACCAUCCAGGAGGCACAGAGGUACGUGCCCUUUCUAUACAGGGAAUCAGCUGCACCAGCAUCAAUGUGCUGGUUUUCUGUUUCUCAAAGGACUGGUUUCCCUGGGCUGUAGCUGCAUGAGGCAUUUGCCAGUAAUGCCAUUACACACCAGCAAGGGUGGCUGGCCUUUCACCCAUAUCCCUCCCCAUUUGGGACCUUCCCAUCAUGGCUCUGACUGCAGUAAGAAUCAGCCUGGUCUUGCUGAUCUGCCUUGAGAGUGUGUUCUCCCUGUGGACAGGAGUCGAGAUGCCGCUCAGGGAAACCACCUGAGCUCAUUUUCUUCUGCACUUGGUCAGAUGUAGCUGGAAGUCAUUAUGUCCGGGGCAGGUUUAGCUCUCCCCUUUCCGAGGUCCACGCCAUCCUUCCCAGCAGUGCCAGGCUGGGAGCUGCCCCUGCCCACACUGCAAGCCUGCAGCCUCCGGUUCAUUGCCGGUAGGGUUGAGGCUCACAUCUGAGAUCUCCCAAGUCCCCUCCUGGCUGCAAUUCUUUUCCCCACCCACUAAGCCCGUUGGUUCCCUGCAAGCCAAACACCGGCUGCCUUGCAUGAAUGAAUGCAGUGGGUGACUGGAAAAGACAUCUCACUGCCUUGCACCAUUGUGGAUUUUCUUCUGUGUGCAUCUUGUGAGUAAACUGGUGCUUCUGUCCUGUAAUUAAGUCCUUUGGAAAGCAUCCCUCUUCCCUUCCCUUUAACCCUCCUGCUGAUGCUCAGCUCUGUGAAACAGCGCUGUUUUAGGGAUUCCUUUCCAGGCUUCUCCCUGACAGCUCAUCUGGCAGCUGACAUCUCUGCUGCAGCCCUCCAGCCGCUGGCUCAAUGCAGUGCUUCAGCACUUUAAGUCCUGCCCCAAUUCAGCGUGAAGGCAUAAGUAACGCCAGCCGGGUGCCUACAUGCUUUGCUGGGGGCGCGUGGAGGAAUUCAAAAGGCUUCGACAAUGUAAAGCCUACAUUACAAGCCUGGUUUUAAGCUCUGUAAGGAUUGAGAGAUUGCAACAGAGCACCAAACAAAUAGUCAAGAUUGAGAUAAAAUACCAAAGUAGUUUAUAGUCUUUGCAGCUGGAUCUGUUUUCUUCCUUCUCUUCCUGAAAGUGGCUUUAGCAACUAAACAGAAUUGUAUUUACUGGGCAAAUCAUAACUUAUAUACUUAGAACUUGCAACACAUUUAGAAGCACUGUAAAUGAAAAAAAAUACUAGGCCGACCUGGCCUCAGAAAUACCAAGUACCGUACCAAGUUCAGUGCUGGCAGAAAGCCAGCCUGGAGAGCCCUGAGAGGUUGCACACAGCCGGAGGGUUGACUUGGGCACCUUGAAAGUCAGAGCAUGUUGCUGAGCUGACACUAAGCCAAAUGACUGAUAAAUUACAGAACUUUUUUCUAGAUGCACUUAAUUAUGAUAUAUUUUCUCAACAUGAGUUUUUAUGAGGGAACUUUUUAAAUGUUCAUUUUAAAAUUUUUUUACCCUUUAAAAAUAAAUUGCUUUUUGUUACAUGCAAGUAGGGUUGGGGGGGGAAACCAUUGUGGAUAAUGCAGUUUUUGUAAUAUUAUUAAAUACAUUUUCAAGACUGAGAUGUGACAAGUCCAGGCUUUUACAAAACAGUGGUGUCUAUUUUCAUACUGCUCUGUUCACCACUGUGAUAGUCCAGUUUGUUCAACUCUAGCAGUCAAAAGCCCUUGAAACACAGAAAAGCUGGGAAUCGGGUUAGAUCACCUUUGCUUUGAGGGGUUUGCUCUGUACAUACGUUCCACAUGUAUCCUGGCGGUUAGCCCAAACACUCUUGGCCUACGUGCAUAUGAAUGUAUCUAUAGUUAAAUACCUGCUUUUAUAUAUGUAUGUGUGAUUAUUUGUAUAUAUAAUAUAAAAACACAGCUAUGUUGUCAUUGUCCAAUACUGAGCAAAUCUAACAGAAAAGCAUUUAUAGGCACCCAGUUUUAUUUGUUCAUUUAAGUAUUUUAAAAUAAGGACAGUCCUUGGGAAAUUAUUUUUCUGUACAUAGGAGAAUAUAUUUAGGACCUAAUGUAAAAGAAUAAAGAACUGCAGUAAGAAUAUGUUAAACUAGCCUAGUCACUUGAUAUAGCUGUCAAAGCUCUGUAGCGACCAUAGGUUAAUUCCUUGUGCUGCUUGUAAAGCUGCAGAAGUGUCGCUAACCCUGGAUUUAGCAGUCAGUUCUGGGAUCUCAGUGUGUCACGCAAGCGAAGGGAGCUGGUGCUUCGUCUGAGCCCCCUCGUCAAACCCCCCAGGCAUCAGCUCCUGCCCACCGCAGUGCGCGCAGGUGAAGGCUGGGAUGCAGGAACAUAGCGGGAAAAGGGAAGAAAUAGGGGGCAGAGCUAAAAAAGAACUUGGUGAGCAGCAGGAUCUCUGUGUCAUGCCCCCCCACCAAACCGUGGGUGGGUGUCCAUCGGGUGAUGGAUUGGAAGGGAAAUCCAUGGUGGCUGCUCCAUGGUAUGACCCCUUCUUGCCAGGAGGAAGAGGGAAGGUUGGAUGCAGAGGACCCUAGCACUGGUCUGGGUGUUUGGCCAACACGCUGCCUCUGCUCUCACUCCCUCUCACCACGUCCCACCACGUCUUUCAGGCUCUCCGAGGUUUGCACCACCACGCUCGCCCCGGUAUGGGCUGCUUUUGGGGUGACUGGGCAGCACCACCUGAAAGGUCCUGCUGGUGUGGAGGGGCCUGCGCUGCCCCUCCUGCAUCCCACCGAGGCAAGGCCCAUCACGAGCCACCGCAGAUGGCGCAUGCUCCCCCCCCACAGUGAGGCCAGACAACCCCACUCCCCUGGGGAAAAGGCAAAGCCACCCGCCGCGGGGCAGGGUUUCCCCAGGGAGGCUUCAGCUUUGCUCACAGCCUGUGCAGAAUUACCCUAUUCCAGCCCUCAAGUUGCUGAAAAGGAAUUUUGAUUCUGACAGCCCUUGCAGCCAGUGUAAUGGGCACUUUCUGCUUCCUGCUGGGGGAAAAAAAAAAAAACCAAGACAGCUGUAGUAUUUUUUCCAAUGUUAAUACUUAGAAUUGGGGAAUCCUCCUCCCUGCUGGUGGUGGUGUUACUUUUUAGUGCACUUUUUGCUGCCAAACAAUUGGUAUAAAUUAGUUUUCUUUUUUUUUUCUUUUCCUUAAAAAAGUAAUUAUUGUACUAUCUGUAGUAUUCACAUGAUCCUAAAAAUUACAGUGGCAUUUAUAAAGUAACUGUUAUGUGUAUAUCUUAAGUUCUGGCCGAAUAAGAAAAAAAGUUUUGGUUUUUUUUUUCCAGAGGAAAUUGAAUUAAUUAGUAUUAUUCAUUUACAUCAUGUCUAACUGUUCUACAGGAAAACAUUCAUACUGUGAAAUUGGUUUCUUUUGGUUUUUUUAAAGCAUUCAUAAUAGGUAUAAUGAAUAAUAACAAAUCAGACACCACUGUUUCUCAUAAGACAAUUUCAACUGUACUUUGGUUGCUGUGAAUGUGUCGUUUCCUCAGCCGCUCUCCGUUAAAUAAUUCUCUUUACAGACACAGUCCGAAUAAAGCAAAAGUCCUUAAAAUGUGUUUACCUGUUUGAGGAAUUGUGCCGCUUCCCGAGCUGCAGUCACUGAGGUGGGAACUGCUGAUAAGGUUUUAGGCUGUGCGAUUUGUUCGGCACAGAUGAGACUGUAGUUGCGCAAGUGAAAUUAUGCAAGAAUAAAUCCAGGUUUUUUA
Molecule: messenger RNA, 13686 nt
Organism: Phalacrocorax carbo (great cormorant)
Lineage: Eukaryota; Metazoa; Chordata; Aves; Suliformes; Phalacrocoracidae
Source: RefSeq, a predicted model, not a curated record